Erigeron canadensis is the source of this 1185-nucleotide messenger RNA. RefSeq lists its product as uncharacterized. The record is from RefSeq and is a predicted model, not a curated record. The transcript is spliced from 4 exons. NCBI's taxonomy places the organism in Eukaryota, Viridiplantae, Streptophyta, Magnoliopsida, Asterales, Asteraceae. Bases 84 to 908 code for a protein of 274 amino acids.
CGAUUCCUAUCGUUAUUAAUUAAUCAAUCAUCUAUUUAAUUUUUCUAAGAUUUGUCUUAUUUAUAAUUUGUUACGUGUUAGAGAUGAGACAACCUGGGCAGUAUGCUGAUUCUGGUGGCAAUGCAUAUGCUGCCGCCCAAAUGCAACGUAUGUCUGGUCAAAGAAUGGAGCACAAGCCCAAUAAUUACCAAGGACGAGCAGAUCAUGUGAAUUCUGAAAGUGAAAAGUCAUAUGGUGGUUUAAAAGGGGAGGGACAAUGGAGAUGGGAACGGGAUGGGUCAUCCCACAUGUUCAAUGAAGGGCAAGGGGCAGAUGCAUCUAGAUCUUAUUAUCAGACCCAGGGUCAAAGAUCUGACCAAAGAUUGGCCCCUGAGAAGCAGGGUAAUGAUCUCAGAUCUCAGCCUCGCGAGGAAGGUAUGGAUAUAGGUUAUGAGGAUGGUGCUGCAGGCCAGACUUUCGAAGGUCUUGAGCAAAGAUUUUAUGAUGAUAUAUUGAAACUCACCAAAGAACAGAACGAUGCGGAGGAUGCUGAAAAUGCACGGCACCGAGAGAGAAUAAAUGCAAUAAACACUCAAUAUGAGGAACAGCUGGCUGCACUUCGAGCCAGGCACACUAAUCGUAGAGAUGAAUUUCUCCGGAGGGAAUCACAAGCGCGGCAACAACAAUACCAGCAAGCUGCAAUGGAACAACAACAUGCCAGUAGUGCCGUUGGAUUUAGUGAACCCCAUGGUUACAGUGGCGGAGAGUCUCUAGCACAUAGAGCAGCCUAUAAUACCCCUCAUGUAGAUUCUUACAGAGACAGGCCUCGGUUCGCUGGAGGUAAUAGGGAUUCUAGAGACCCCGGAUUUGAGCCCAGAGGGCAGUAUCCUGGUGGGCGUGUUUAUGGUUCUGGAUCACGCUAUUACUGAUGAUUUCAUAUACAUCAACUAUGUUAUCAUCUCUGUAGUAGUAAAAUUGCUUAUGGGACAUGAAAACUUGAGUUUUCAAUGAGGUUAGUGUUUAGAAUAUAGCUCGGGCUGGUGUUCUUGAGAGAGUAUGUUCUGGGUACGGCGAUGUAGUAGUUUUGUUUUGUUACUUGUUAAUUGUUUCGGACUUUCGGUUACUUCUCUAAUAUAUGUGAUCACAUGCAUUUGAGGAUUCUGUACGAGUUUAUUCAUGAAGAUUAAUAAUUUAAUAGUGUUAAAA